AGAUUUCCAAUCAACCACAUCUUAAAAUUGUAUGGUCGCUUGCCGGUACAUCAAAGAUUUACCCCAAAAAUAUCCAAUGUCCUAGAGUAAAUUAAAGAAAAACGCUUGAGCAAAGGAAGAAAAGGAAAAAUAAUAAUUUUUUGAAUGGUUUUUCGUGUGUGCUAUUUUCUUUUAUAUCACUAUUCACACACAAGAAAGGGGGGCCGCAACCAAUGUGACUUUAUUGUGAUGUUGAUAUCCUGCAAGAAAUAUAUUUAAGUGACAGUAAAAGACUGGUGUAUUGUUGGUAUUAAUUAUCCGGAAGUAAAUAGAAAGUGACUUUGUGAUAAACUUAAAAAGAAACGAAAAUUUUCUCGUUUAUUGGCGUGAAUUCUAAAUAUAGAUAAUGGCUUUUUGCGGAAAUGACCGUCCUUUAAUAUAGUUUAAUGUGUUUGUAAUCUACUAAGUAAAAGCAACCAAACCAAACAGUGAAUGUGAAUUGAAAAUUGUGAACAAACUAAAAACUAUUUAAAAUAAAAUUUCAUAAAUGGUAAAAAGUUUACACACACUUGUAUGCCCGAGAUGUCCCUUCACAAUAGAACACCGCCGCAAAGUCCUCGUGCUCCAAAAAUACAACAGCAAAGUUGGGAUGAUUGUGAGACACCACCGAUAUCAUUGUACGAGCCGGAUGAACAAAAUAGAUCACGUUCACCUUCGAGAAAUCAGUUCGAACCAAGGAGUCCAAAAUCACCGAGAAACUUUGACAAAAACUCAAUGCAAAACAACUACUACACCGACUACAAGAGUCCGAAAUCACCGAGAAAAUUUACAUACGGCGAUCAACGCAGUCCGAAAUUAGAUUACGAUGAUGGCAACGUACACUAUGAGACGCCAAAGAGUCCGAAAAUUACUUAUUCGAACGGCGACACCACAUACGAUUCUCCAAUAUCGAGCAAACCGUCGAAGAGUCCUAAUUCGUCGAAAAAGUUUGUUUUUGAUGCCGUUAGCCCUAGAAAUGAGAGUAAUAUUGACGAAUUCUUUGAAUCACCCACCAAUUCAACAUUCAAAUUUUGCGAAACACCGAAAUACGCAAAACAAAAAAAUGCUGCCAGAUCAAAAUCACCGCGUAAAUUCGAUCAUGUCACGUCACCGCAUGAAGAGAUUGACUUAAAGGAAUCCGUUCCACAUGUCCAUCAACACGAUAAGCGACAUUCCAUUAUAACCGAAUCGACAUUAUCCGAAUCGGAGGUGAGCGGUGCAACGACAACAGCACGUUGCGACAGCAUCACCGGCAGCAAUAAUUCCAGUGAGAAACCCAUUGUGGAUGUGGAUCCGAAUCAAAGGAGUAGAAGUCGUAGCAGACGGCAUGCAAUUAACAUUACCUCGAAUCCGGGGUAUCAGGUUUUACAUACAUCCCAUUCUACCCUCGAUCGAACAUGUUCGGAUAGCAUCGUUUCGUUGCGCUAUCGAAAAUCAACAAGUGACCUAACUGACGAACCGCCAGCAGCUGAGAGUAACAGCACACCUGUAGUUACCACCCACAAACGACGAGGUAGCUCCAAGGGAGGAUUAGCAUAUUUAGCCAGCCGACGGAAUUCGAGAGAAUCGAUGAAAAGUGCCACCUCAAAUGCAUCAAUCUUUUCGAACGAAGACAUUGGUCCAUUAGCUUUUCAAUCAUCAGCUCGAGGUCGUCAGCGCCGAACGUCAAACUUUCUGGAAUUACCAAUUCCAGAUCAUAUUAGGCCACGAGUUUGUUCACUGCCAGAAAAACCUUACAAUCCGAGACUAAGCGACGAUUUAUAUCGGCUUCGUACGUUCUCCAUCAGCAAAGGAACUGUAGUGAAUUGUGGUGAUUCUAUAAUAUCAAGAAGGUCUCGCAGUAAUACCAGCAUGAAUUCGACCAACAGCAGGGCUAGUGAACGAUCUCCAUUUGAUGGUUCAUGUUGCGGCGUUGGAUAUGCUACAGUUGAUUCAUUACCACCAUCCCCAACAGAUAGUGAAGCAGAGCCACCACCUCCACGCCUUCGUGUGGUUAUGAUGGGUGAUUCAGGAGUGGGUAAAACCGCCCUAGUAUCACAGUUUAUGACUUCUGAGUAUAUGCAUAUAUAUGAUGCCAGUUUAGAUGACGAAUUUGGCGAGAAAACUGUCUGCGUUCUGCUCGAUGGUGAAGAAUCAGAGGUGGUAUUUAUAGACCAUCCCAGCACGGAAAUGAGUGUUGAAAAUUCUCUGUCGACUUACGAGCCACACUCGUGUGUCGUUGUAUAUUCCAUUGUAAAUCGGAAUUCUUUCAAGCAAGCUGAGGAAAUUAUCAAUUAUUUAUGGCGAGAAAACGUCACCAGGGAUAAGUCGGUGAUAUUGGUUGGAAAUAAGGCUGAUAUGGCCCGAGCACGAGCAAUCCCUACGUCCGAGGGAAAAUCGUUGGCGCAAUCAAGAGAUGCAAAGUUCAUUGAAACAUCGUCAGGUAUACAGCAUAACAUUGACGAAUUGCUGGUGGGAAUUUUGAAACAGAUACGAUUGAAGGAAAGCAGAGAUAGGAAAGCAGCUGCACAAACCGCAUUGAGAAUGAAAAAUUCAAAGACGCAAAUGUCCCUUCAUUUGGCCAAAGAAAUACUACAGAAAAUCUGUCUCAGUGAUAUAUCUAAAUCAAAAAGCUGUGAAAACUUACAUGUACUUUAAGUGUAACUUUUAAUUUAAUGCGUCAAUGGGGGCAGGCAAUCGGUGGUAUACACUUGCUCGAGUUUUAUAUCUCAUGUCUUCUUCUUUUUUUGGUCAAUAAAAACCUAAUUUUAUUUGGAACAAAUUAAGAUGGCAUACUACUUAUUGAGAGCCAUCUGUUGAAAAGCUUCGUGUAAACAGCGUCUUUUGUAUAAAAUAAACCACAAUUUGUGUAAUCAUUAUUGAACGGAAUUCACAUCGAGACACGUAUUGGACUGCAAAAUAUUAAAGUAUGAACCUUUCAUCACCAAAUUGCAGAAAAAAAAAAUGUUUAAAAUAAUUUAUGAAACGAAUGAUAAUAACGUUUUAAAACAGCUCUACACUGGGCACAAAACAUGUAGAAUCUCACAUUAUUUACACAUAUAGAGGCUUUGAGACCAUUAUUACACAAAUUGUGGUUUAUUUUAUACAAAAGACGCUGUUUACAUGAAGCUUCCAACAGAUGGCCGAUGUAGUAAGUAGUAUGCCCUUUUUACUGUACCUGGACGCUACAUUGGUUAAAGGGUCGGAAAUUUUCGCUUUUUGUAAAGUUGCACCUGUUAGUGACAACGAAUCCAAAAAUAAACGUUGAACUCUGCGUCGAUCUUAUUAUAGUGAAAUGUAUGGUUAAACAAAUGAAGUAAAAGAUGUUGAACCAAAUUUACUAAAGAAAAUGUUCAUCAAAAGAAGUAAUAGAUUCGAGCAGUAUAUCAGUGAAAUGCUUGCUGCCUGAGAAAAAUGUUAUUACUAGUUGCAUGAUUAACCAUUUUGUUUGAAAAAUGAAGUGUUCGCGUAAAGUGUGUUGAUCAACUUGUGAAGUUAAGAUCAAAAUUGAUGAUGAUCCUUAUCAUCCUGAGUUAUGUAAUAGAUUUUUUCUGCUUGGUUUUCGAUCAAUCAAGCACUAAGAGGACAUUACUUGCCAAUGGGACAAAUGAUAGAAAUGGUAUUUCUGUGUAAAGUUUAGCGAUCCGAGGCAAGUUUAGCGAUCCGAGGCAAGUUUAGCGAUCCGAGGCAAGUUUAGCGAUCCGAGGCAAGUUUAACGAUCCGAGGCAAGUUUAGCGAUCCGAGGCAAGUUUAGCGAUCCGAGGCAUGGUCGAGGUCAGUAAAGACAGAAGAAGUCAUUUCUAUCUUUCGUCCCAUUACCAAGUAAGAUAGUUUACUCAAAAGCUUUACCUCACUUUUUUGAGGUAAAAUAUUGUACGUAACUAGGACGGAAAGUCUAGUUUUCACGUUAUGCGUCUAUUGACAUUGGCUCCCGUCGUUUCAAGUCCUUUCAAAUUUCCUGUUAUAAUUACGUAAAAUCUACUACUCAACGCUCUAGGAAGAUAAAUAGAACAUUAUUUCAUGCUGUUAAACAGCGAACGUAUCUGUGGGAUUAAAAUGGAAAAUGGAUUUACUCGGGUGAAGCCAAGGAUCCAAGAACUCGGUAACACAAUCACCGUUGUAUCCAUUUUCCAUCAUUUCUCCCAUAGAAUUUACUAUUAACAUUAUGUGCACUGAUAAACCAAUUUUCUUGUUUUCCUUAAGGUGGCAUGUAGAAGUUCCGAACUUUAAGUUCUUCACAAUUUUAUACAAAGUUUGAGUAUGUAGACGAACUUGUGAACUAUGAAAACUAUUGAAAGCGUAUUUGUGUUGCUAGAAUUUCUUGCCAAACAUGUCUAUAUUGCAAAUUGUUGUAUUUCAGCAAAACAAAAAGAGAGUUCAAAUCCGUAAACUAUUUCUGGUUUUUGAU
This is a messenger RNA of Bradysia coprophila, 4405 nucleotides long. RefSeq names its product Rad, Gem/Kir family member 2 (gene Rgk2). Gene Ontology annotation, cellular component: plasma membrane. The record is from RefSeq and is a predicted model, not a curated record. Lineage: Eukaryota; Metazoa; Arthropoda; Insecta; Diptera; Sciaridae. Gene Ontology annotation, molecular function: GTPase activity; calcium channel regulator activity; GTP binding.